Messenger RNA from Labeo rohita (rohu), 1988 nucleotides. It is a transcript of the gene rhcgl1, whose product is annotated as Rh family, C glycoprotein, like 1. Bases 79 to 1485 code for a protein of 468 amino acids. NCBI's taxonomy places the organism in Eukaryota, Metazoa, Chordata, Actinopteri, Cypriniformes, Cyprinidae. The record is from RefSeq and is a predicted model, not a curated record. The transcript has 11 exons. Gene Ontology annotation, molecular function: ammonium channel activity. Gene Ontology annotation, cellular component: plasma membrane. Gene Ontology annotation, biological process: ammonium transmembrane transport; ammonium homeostasis.
CAACAGACCAAAUUAAGUAGAAAGGAAUUUCACUGUCAUCUCCAGAACUUCUCUUCGGGAAAAUCGGCAGGACUUAAAAUGACCAAAAACACCAAUAUUCGAAUCAGUCUCCCAGCAGUCUGCUUUGUCUGGCAGAUUGCUAUGAUUAUCCUGUUUGGUGUGUUCAUCCGUUAUGAUGAGGAGUCUGACACGCACUGGAACGAACACAGAAAAAUGAAAAAUAUUUCCUCACAUAUAGAGAACGACUUUUACUAUAGAUAUCCAAGUUUUCAGGAUGUACAUGUGAUGAUCUUUGUUGGCUUUGGAUUUCUAAUGACCUUUCUGAAGCGUUAUAGUUUUGGUGGAGUUGGUUUUAAUUUUCUCAUCGCAGCUUUUGGAAUUCAGUGGGCUCUCCUGAUGCAAGGCUGGUUUCAUCACCUUGACAAAACUGACUGGAAGAUAAAAAUUGGAGUUGAGAACCUCAUCAAUGCAGAUUUCUGCGUGGCGGGGUGUCUUAUUGCAUAUGGUGCUUGUCUUGGAAAAGUCAGCCCAGUGCAACUGAUGGUUCUUACUCUCUUCGGAGUCACCCUGUUUGCUGUUGAGGAGUAUAUUAUUCUUGAACUUCUACAUGCGAAAGAUGCUGGCGGUUCCAUGGUCAUCCACACUUUUGGAGCAUAUUAUGGUUUGACCAUAUCUUGGGUCUUAUAUCGACCAUUGCUAAAUCAAAGCAAGCAUUUACAAGGAUCUGUUUACCACUCUGAUGUGUUUGCAAUGAUUGGCACUCUCUUUCUUUGGAUGUACUGGCCCAGUUUUAAUUCUGCUAUUGCAGAUCAUGGAGAUGGCCAGCACAGAGCUGUUAUAAAUACCUACCUCGCACUGGCUUCGUCAGUUCUCACUACCUUUGCCAUUUCAAGUAUUUCACAGAAACAUGGAAAGUUUGACAUGGUACAUAUUCAGAAUGCUACCUUGGCUGGUGGUGUUGCAAUGGGAACAGCUUCAGAGUUCAUGAUUACACCUUACGGCUCUCUGAUUGUGGGAUUCUGUUCAGGAAUUAUUUCCACACUUGGAUAUCUCUUUCUGACUCCUUUUAUGGAAAAAACUCUUAAGAUACAAGACACAUGUGGAAUACAUAAUCUACAUGCUAUGCCUGGAGUUAUAGGAGGUAUCGUUGGAGCGAUUACUGCAGCUUGUGCCAGUGAAUCAGUUUAUGGAAAGGAUGGGCUGGUUAACACUUUUGACUUCAAAGAUGCUAACAGGACAGUCAACAUUCAGGGUGGUUACCAGGCAGCAGGUCUUUGUGUAGCGAUUGCAUUUGGCCUUGUAGGUGGAGCUUUGGUUGGUGGGAUACUAAAGCUGCCAAUCUGGGGAGACCCAGCAGAUGCCAACUGCUUUGAUGAUGAUGUUUACUGGGAGGUUCCUGAGGAUGAAGAUGAGACUGUUCCUUCUAGACACUCAAACAUGAACCACGCAAGAGGCAUACCAGAAUAUCAACGAAGUCAUGUAUAAGAAAGAAAAAAGACUCUACUUCCUGAAGAACUUCAGCUCUGAAUGAUGAGUGAAUAACAAUCAUGAAGGCUUUACAGACUGAGACUAGAUAAACUACUCAAUGGAAAUUUUUAAGUCUGUCAUGUGCUGUGGGUUGUACAAUGUCAUAACGCCAAAGCAUCUUGUCUGUAGCACCUGACUAACCAGUGUUGCUACUGCUGCUUCCACAAAAGCAAAUCCAAGCAUGGCAUUUCCUUUUUGAAUUCUUUAUACUCCUGUACAAAUGAUGUGAAACUUCCUUUUCUGUUUGCAAUGUAACUAUCUAUAUUGUUUGGUUUUUAAUACUCCAUUAUUUUUGCAUUAGUAAUAAUAAUAAUAAUAAUAAUAAUAAUAAUAAUAAUAAUUGAGCACUGUAAAGAAACAAGAUCGACUUGACUUUCAACAAGAUUGAUUUGUUUAUGCUAUACAUGAAAAGUUAACUACUCGUGUUAUUUAACCUCCCUAAUAAAGUCAGUUAUUUAUAU